UUCUCACUGUUUCUCACUACUAUAUUUUUUGGUAGAGCAUCUGACUACUACAGUAGUGUAGAGAUCAAGAGAUAGAUAAGACAAUGAUGAAAGGCCGUCGCAAGAGCACAAUGAAUCAAGGGGCCGCCGAGUCGUUCGAUGACAAUGAUCACAUCCGCGUGUCUUCUACUCCAACUUCGAAGCGUCGCAAUACGGUAUUUGGGGGAAUGUUUGGCAAGAACAACAAGGACAAGGGUGUGGCGAAGACCGACGACGACGAGACUGCUAGUACCAUGUACAGUACAGAGUCUCUCAAGGGACGUAACCCCUUUGAAAAAGAUGCAAUGCCACGCAAAAGUGUACCCCAGCCAUCCAUGCCUUCCAACGACAGCCGCAGAGCUUCGACGGGUUCUUCUACUAGAUCAACUACUAGUAGUAGUAGUAGUAACAACAAGUCGAACCCUCUCAAUGGCCGCAAUCCGGUGGACUUUGACAAGGCCAAUGUCGACUUUGAGUUUGACAACAGUCACAACAGCCACAACAGCAAGCCAACGGUGGUGUCGCGUUCGACCACGCGCAAUCACACUUUGACUGGUCGUAAUCCCGUUGAUUUUGAUGCCGUUGAUCCCUACGGGAAUCCCAUUCAUCGUUCCUCCAAUAAACCACGAGAUUUCAAUGACGGUAUUCCUCGAGAUCCCUACGGAAAUCCCAUUGGUCAGGACAAUGGCUUGGGCGGACGCAAUCCACGAGAUUUUGACGGCUGUGAUCCCUAUGGCAAUCCCAUUCAUCGUUCUUCCAAUCGUAAUGCUGCUAGUCAGGGCCACAACGAUGACCCAUUGGCGGGACGAAACCCCGUCGAUUUUGAUGGCGUUCCUCGUGAUCCCUAUGGAAAUCCAAUCCAGGAUGGUGACAAUUCCAACAAUAAGAACAACAAGAAGAACAACCGCAAGAGCACUGCCAACCAGAACAAGAACAAGAACAACAAUAAGAAUAAGACCAGGGGCAAUCCUCUAGCCGGACGCAAUCCAGUCGAUUUUGACGGGGCAAAGGACAAAAACAACAAGAACAGCAACAAUCGAACCAAAGCCGAUCCAGAUGGCUUGCGCUAUUCCGAGCACCUCGAAAGAAAUCAUACUUGCCGCACGUGCCCCCGGUGCAGUCGUUGCAACUGCGAACCAGACAACAAUGACAACGACAACAACAACAAUGACGACGCUGCCUCUGCAGACGAAAAACGCAAACGCGAGGAGGAGGCGCGUCGCAUUGCCGCGUGGCAGAAACGUCAGCAAGAUCAAGUGGCGGCAGCAGCCGCCAAAAAGCAAGAGCAAGCAAAUGCCAACCAAAAGAACAAAGCAGAGGAAGAAGCUCGACGCAAAGCGGCUGCCGCAGCAGAGAAGAAAUGCAAGGAAGAACAAGAGGAAGCCAAACGACAAGCCGAAAAAGAGGCUCGACGCAAGGCUGCCGCAGAGCAGAAACGCAAGGAAGAACAAGAGGCAGCCGCCAAGGAACAAGAGGCCGCUGAAAAGCAAGCACAAGCCGAAGAAAAGGCACGCAAGAUCAAGGAAUCCGCCCGCAAAGCAAAGGAAGCAGAGGAAGCCGAUCGCAAGGCCAAGGAAGAUGCCAUUUUGCGAGAAAAGAAGGAAGCGGAACGCAAAGCAGCACUCGAACAACAACAAGAAAAAAAGAACCAAAGAGGAGGAACGAUUCAGCAUUUGGAUGGCAGUGCCAAACACAACGGGGAGCAAGUCGAUCUGGACCAUGCCGAAACCAUUAAACGGGAAAUCCAAGAGGAUGUGCCGGAAUGGACCAAUGCCAAACUCAAAACCACCAAACGGGGCAGUGUCAUUCGACAAAGCAAAGGAGAACGGGAAAAGUUCUCCCUUCCGACAUUUCAUCAUCCUCGGGCACCUGUGCAGCAGUAG
Messenger RNA from Seminavis robusta, 1901 nucleotides. NCBI's taxonomy places the organism in Eukaryota, Bacillariophyta, Bacillariophyceae, Naviculales, Naviculaceae. The record is from the annotation of a GenBank genome assembly.